AAUGGAGAUAUUCUGCCAAUGUCCUGAUGGUUGGGAGCUAUACGAAAUAAAUAAUAAAGCUUAUUGCAUUGGAGCUGAUUCUUCAACUAAUGGUUUCAGUUGGGUUGAAGCAAAAGCUUGCUGUGAGGGUGCUGGAGCUAUAAUGGUAAAAGUAGAGCAAGAUGACAUGAACAAGUUUGUAGGAGAUGUUAUUGAAAAACUUCCUGAUUCCAAUUUUGUUUCUGGUUUCUGGUUAGGAAUUAAAUGGUUUAGUGAUGAACCCAAUGACGUGCCCUACUUGAGGAAUCGCUACUUUGAUAGAACAAUGUUAACGUUUCAAAAUUAUAAAAAUGGGAUACCAAAUGUCGAUAAUUGUGCUUCGAUCAGUCCUUCAGAUGCAAAGUGGUCCAAAAGAACAGACUGUUACGAAUCAAAUGGAGUUGUAUGUCAACAAGCCCAGAAUUUAAUGGACGACAAUAAGGCGAAGAAUUUUAAUUGUGGUAAUAUGCAGCUAAAUAUAGCUACAACUGCUGAAAUAACCUCUCCUGAACCUACAACGACCAAAUCAACUACUGAAAUGACGACUGCUACUAGCACAAAAGUACAAGAGACAACUGAAAUUACAACACCUGAUUUUACAUCUGCAGCAACAACAGCAAUCACAAAUGGUACAAUGUUACGAUUAACAUCUACCAUACAAAAUGAAGAAGUUACAUUAAUUCUCUCUCGUAUGAAACAACAGAAUAUUAACAUUUCAGUUGUGUGGAUUGGAUUAAAACAGAAAAACCCUCUUUUAUUAACUAACGAUGAUGAUGAAAUUGAGACAGGGUUCCUUAACUUUGCAAUAUCUAAUCUAUUAUAUACACCUAGUUGCGUCGGUUUGUCGAUGAAGCCUGAUUCCUCAUAUGGUAAAUGGAUAACUGUACCAAGCUGUGAAACUCCAUUUCCAGUAGUGUGCCAAAAGAAGGUUUCUAAAGGCCUAAGUAGAGCGAAACCCGUUGGUUAG
This is a messenger RNA of Dimorphilus gyrociliatus, 985 nucleotides long. The record is from the annotation of a GenBank genome assembly. Lineage: Eukaryota; Metazoa; Annelida; Polychaeta; Dinophilidae.